Messenger RNA from Balaenoptera acutorostrata (minke whale), 937 nucleotides. Its product is annotated as voltage-dependent anion-selective channel protein 3-like. The coding region runs from base 86 to 937 and encodes 283 amino acids. The transcript has 3 exons. Gene Ontology annotation, cellular component: mitochondrial outer membrane. Gene Ontology annotation, biological process: monoatomic anion transmembrane transport. Lineage: Eukaryota; Metazoa; Chordata; Mammalia; Artiodactyla; Balaenopteridae. Gene Ontology annotation, molecular function: voltage-gated monoatomic anion channel activity. The record is from RefSeq and is a predicted model, not a curated record.
UCAAGUCCCCACUCCACCACUUACUAGCCUUGCGACCUUGGACAACGGUGCCCUGGCGGAGCUGACGGGCCAUCCCAUCGGAGAUAUGUGUAACACACCGACUUACUGUGACCUAGGAAAGCCUGCCAAGGAUAUCUUCAGCAAAGGAUAUGGGUUUGGCAUGGUCAAAAUAGAUCUGAGAACCAAGUUAUGUAGUGGAGUGGAAUUUUCUACUUUUGGUCAUGCUUACACUGUUACAGGGAAAGCAUCAGGCAACCUAGAAACCAAAUACAAGAUUUGUAACUAUGGACUGACCUUCACCCAAAAGUGGAACACAGACAAUACUCUUGGGACAGAAAUCUCUUUGGAGAGUAAUUCAACUCAAGAGUUGAAACUGACUCUUGAUACCAUAUUUGUCCCGAACACAGGAAGGAAGAGUGGGAAAUUGAAGGCCUCCUAUAAACGGGAUUGUUUCAGUCUUGGCAAUAAUGUUGAUACAGAUUUUUCUGGACAAACCAUCUAUGGCUGGGCUGUGUUGGCCUUUGAAGGUUGGCUUGCUGGCUAUCAGAUGGGUUUAGACACAGCCAAAUCCAAACUGUCACAGAAUAAUUUCACCCUGGGUUACAAGGCCGCAGACUACCAGCUGCAUACUCACGUGAACGAUGGCAUUGAAUUUGGAGGGUGGAUCUACCAGAAGGUGAACAAGAAGACUGAAACACCAAUAAACCUUGCGUGGGCGGCAGGCAGGAACAAUACACGUUUCGGCAUUGCUGCUAAGUACAAGCUGGAUUGUAGAACUUCUCUAUCUGCUAAAGUAAAUAAUGCCAGCCUGAUUGGACUGGGUUAUACUCAGACCCUUCGACCAGGAGUGAAACUGACCCUGUCAGCUCUCAUCCAUGGAAGGAACUUCAGUGAAGGAGGACACAAGGUCGGGCUGGGGUUUGAGCUAGGAGCUUAA